AUGUCGCAUAAGACCCUAAUAGAUUUCGUAGUGAAAUAUCAGUCUCCGCGAUUGCUCAAUAGUUUUGUCUUUUUUCCAAGCCAUGGAAAUUCGUUUCUGGGAAGAAGAAUAUCAUUUCCAGUGCCGGUUUCAUCUUCUACUCCACGAACUGAAUCAUCAAGACAGUUUAGUUCAAGUACUAUUAAAUUAAGUACAGUUCCUCUGACCGUUGAACCAAAGAAAUUUGAAGGAAAAUUUCAACUUAUGUACACAUGUAAGAAAUGCAACACAAGAAAUGCCAAAUUUAUUACAAAACUUGCAUAUUACAAAGGAGUUGUCAUAGUUAAUUGUGAUGGUUGUGUAAACAGACACCUAAUUGCAGAUAAUCUGAAUUGGUUCACAGACAUGAAUGGAAAGAAAAAUAUUGAAGACAUUAUGGCAGAAAAGGGUGAAACAGUACAAAAAAUUAUGUCUGAUGACUUAGAAUUUAUUGCUAAAGAAAUUAUUCAAAAAGAGAAACCUGAUCUUAUAGCAUAA
Pieris macdunnoughi is the source of this 516-nucleotide messenger RNA. The record is from the annotation of a GenBank genome assembly. NCBI's taxonomy places the organism in Eukaryota, Metazoa, Arthropoda, Insecta, Lepidoptera, Pieridae.